AUCGCGUGCCUAUAUAUUGAAUAGGUAGAGAUGUACCACUUAUCGGUGCGCCUAGGGUUUCAGUAUCGGUGGAGAGAGAGAGAGAGAUGGCUACAUCCAAGGCUAAGGAGAUCGUUUCCGCCAACCCCGUCGUCGUCUUCAGCAAGACGUACUGUCCGUUCUGCGUGAGCGUGAAGAAGUUGCUCACUGAGCUCGGUGCCUCCUUCAAGGCUAUUGAGUUGGACACUGAAACUGAUGGGAGCGAGAUUCAAUCAGCACUGCGUGAAUGGACUGGACAGGGGACUGUGCCUAAUGUGUUCAUUGCUGGCAAGCACAUUGGUGGAUGUGAUGCCACCACUGCCAUGCAUAAGGGAGGGAACCUCAUGCCAUUGCUAAAUGAAGCUGGUGCAGUUGCUAAAUCUUCAGCUUAGAGGCUUUAUCCUAUCUGUCGAUAAGUGUUAUGAACACUAUGCUAAUAAAAGUGUUGCUGUCUAUUUUAGUUGCUUGUGUAAGUGUACUCCGUUGCGUUCUCGAAAACCAAUUUAAUCUUUUAUAUGAAGUUGUGAAUUGAGGUGAUGAUUUAUGGGCAGCAUAUAUUUAAAUAUAUGGUGAAAUAGUUCUAAUCUGGUUGGGUGGAAGGGAGGGAGGGAGGGAGGGAGGGA
Molecule: messenger RNA, 641 nt
Organism: Ilex paraguariensis (yerba mate)
Lineage: Eukaryota; Viridiplantae; Streptophyta; Magnoliopsida; Aquifoliales; Aquifoliaceae
Source: the annotation of a GenBank genome assembly